GAGGAAACCAGCAAAAAAAAUAUACAUAGACAUUGCUGUGGGCUUUGACAACAUCUAUCUGUACAUUACCUGAAGACAGAAAAGGGAAAAUAAAGAUAAAGAAAAUGGUUUGCACAACUUUGGGACCUCAAAAUCAGACCAAUGACACAACAUACACAAAGUCAGAAGAAAACUCAUCAAACAUUAAAAUCUUCGAGAUAUGCAUAUUUUUUGUCAUCUUAGUCUUAGGAGGCAUUGGAAAUGGACUUGUCAUCUUUGUGACCGGCUACAAAAUGAAGAAAACAGUCAACUCUAUUUGGUUUCUCAACUUGGCAAUUGCAGACAUCAUUUUUAUUACGUUCUUGGUUUACGAAAUUGUUUGGGCCUUUGACAGUAGUUUACAUGCAGCCUUGAACAAUCACAUGAGGGCAUGUUUGUAUUUUGUUUUUGCACUAAAUAUGUUUGCAAGUGUUUUCUUUUUGACACUUAUCAGUGUGGAUCGAUGUCUGUGCACAUGGUUUGUUGUUUGGGUUCAGAACAAACGAACUUUAGUCAAAGCCAGAAUCAUCAGUGUAUUUGUGUGGAUUUUAUCCAUCUGCUGCAGCCUCCCUGUUGGCAUUGCUCAGUAUGUAGUUAACGAUGAAAAUUUAAUCAAUGUCUAUAUGCCUCAGUACACAUACAGGUUCAUUGUUGGAUUUCUAAUUCCCUUUAUAAUCAUUGCAUCUUCAUACACAGCCAUUGGUGUGCGAGUAAAACGUCUGAAAAUAGGAAAACAGUUUCGUCCUUACCGGAUCAUAUCUGUGAUUCUGGCUUUUUUCAUUUGCUGGUUUCCUCAUCAUGUUCACAGUUUGUGUUUAAUAAAUGCAUUGAAGUAUAACUGGAGUGACAGUGCUAUGAAGAAACUUAAAACUGCAUUUCCUUUUGUAGACUUUCUGGUUUAUGUAAACAGUUGUCUGAACCCCAUUCUCUAUGUGUUCAUGUGUGAUGAGUAUAAGAAGAAACUUAAAAAGUCUCUCCUGCUGGUGUUUGAGGGGGCUUUUAUUGAGGAGCAUCUGAGUUUAAGAUCAACUUCACUUCCUCGCAACUCUCAAAGUCAGCAGGUAUUAAGUGUACAGACAGAAGACACAAGCAUCUGAUCAUUUCCUGGCAGCAAGAGAACAAAAUCAUUUUUGAACUUCAGUCUUCAGAUGAUUGGAGACAUACAUUUGUAAUUUGAAGAUAAAGUACUUUCUCAAGUACUUCUCCAUUCUCUGUGUUCAGACAAACAGAAAGUCUCACUCCAAACUUUUGCCCACAGCUCAAUGUAUCGAUGAAGAGGAAGUGAAGAAUCAAUCUACAAAUCUCUUACUUAGUCACUCACUGAAUGUUUAUCUUUGUGUUUUUUAUGCACAUUUAUAUGUUGUAUGUUAUUAGUGCAAAUGUUUCUUUUUUAAAAUCUUUACA
Molecule: messenger RNA, 1422 nt
Organism: Misgurnus anguillicaudatus (oriental weatherfish)
Lineage: Eukaryota; Metazoa; Chordata; Actinopteri; Cypriniformes; Cobitidae
Product: C3a anaphylatoxin chemotactic receptor-like
Biological process (GO): inflammatory response; phospholipase C-activating G protein-coupled receptor signaling pathway; positive regulation of cytosolic calcium ion concentration
Cellular component (GO): plasma membrane
Molecular function (GO): G protein-coupled receptor activity; complement receptor activity
Source: RefSeq, a predicted model, not a curated record